Molecule: messenger RNA, 1370 nt
Organism: Colletotrichum phormii
Lineage: Eukaryota; Fungi; Ascomycota; Sordariomycetes; Glomerellales; Glomerellaceae
Exons: 1
Coding region: 1-963 (320 amino acids)
Source: RefSeq, a predicted model, not a curated record
AUGUUUCGCUCGUGGCCUCAUCAGCCCCAACCAGACUUCAACUGGUUUCCAUUCAAUAACGCAACUGGCAACAGACCUAGCAUCAACCUGAACAACUUCGGGCCCUACCCUCGCGGUCCUGCCACUCCAGCUUUCGCAAACCCAGGAACCCGUAUCUUCGACUUCUCGCAACUCUUCAACAUCACCAACAACAACUUCGGUCCCGCGCCCCUACGCCCUAACCAGCCAGGCCGGAUCCGCAACCGAGUCACCGUCCUCCUCCCCGACGGCUCGCGGGUUCUGCUCGAGCGCGACCUGCUCCACGAACACCUCCCUCGGACCCGAAACUUCAUGCGGCAGGGUCUCUUCCCCGUCCCUGAGUUCCUCCGAGGCUACGAUGACGGCUUCAUGGGAACCCUGAUGGAACCCCAAUAUUUUGACCAAGCCUUCGCCCGUGGCGCCACCUUCAUCUUUCGACAUCUCGAAGGCCUAAGCCACGCAUACGCGCCGCCGUACGGUGCCGCAGCCGCGGGCGCAGGCGUAGGCGGAGGUAUUCGAGGCGGCGCGCCUUUUGACCUGUUCGCCCGGCCGCGCUACCUCCUCGCAAACGCCCGCGAUCGACUCGUGACGGUCCAGGAGAUAUUCUGGCACGUCUUUAUACUCUGCUGCGUGCUGGAUCAGGACCGGGCCUUUGGCUGUUCAGAUUUGCUAGCGAGACCGAUCGCCGAAUUCCUCGUCGACUUUUUGCCGAGCGUGGAGGCGUUACUGCCCCCGUCGGCGAUGCAAAUUCUGUUUGUGGGAUACGCUCGCAUCUUUCGUGAGUCCUUGUUCGAGAUGGACCUGUUGAGGCAGAUGUGGGAGUCGAUGGAUUUUAUGGGCCAGACACACAUUAGGGGAAUGAUGGGACCGCAGUUGGCGAGGAAUGGGAUGGGAAAUAAUGUGCAGAGAGUGUGGACUGCUCUUAGGCACCUUGGCCUUGUUUGACCUUCUUUCCUUGCUAAAUUCCUUGUUUCUUGCCCUGUUUGGACGAUCCCUUAACACUCUUUGGUGUUUGGCUAGCCCAUCUGGGUCCAUUUGCUGUCUGUCCUUGAUCAAGCCGAAGAAACUGCUCGUCCUCCUGCUUUCAAUAGCGACCCCAUGAAAUAAGCCUCUAAGUGGUUUUCGUACUCAUUCCCAAACUUCCAUCUAUGUAGCUGUCCAAGAAAGUGAAGUCCAAGUUAUCCAGUGCCCAACUUUCCUCACAUGGACACUGCACGGGAUCCUGCUGUUCUCUUUCUCCAAGAAGCGGAACGACAGUGUCUUGUCUUUCGGUCGAGCAUGGGACCUCAUGUCGUAGGGUAUAUAUGGCGUUAAUUGCUGCCCGUAAUUAACGGCGUCGUUUUUGCGACAGU